Harmonia axyridis is the source of this 744-nucleotide messenger RNA. RefSeq lists its product as uncharacterized. Bases 54 to 704 code for a protein of 216 amino acids. The transcript has 3 exons. Lineage: Eukaryota; Metazoa; Arthropoda; Insecta; Coleoptera; Coccinellidae. The record is from RefSeq and is a predicted model, not a curated record.
UAGAAAAAAUCGGAGAAAAUCAAGGAAAUUUUUCUGGUGAAAAUUCACCUAGUAUGGUGCCAUCUACGAGAUCUCCUACCGACUCUCAUAAAUCUGUGCAGAAGUCAUUGUUACCGUCUCUUGUGUGUGGAAAUGUAAAAAAUUCAGAUGAAUCUGUGCAUUCAGCCAAACAGGUGAAUCAAGAAAUGAACAAGGAUAGCAGCGAAAUUUCCGUCUCUUUAUCUGAAGAUAGAAUAAAAACUAAAAAUAUGAAGUUUGGUAGUUCAAAUGAAUCAACGUCAACAAAUAAACAAGGAAAUACUGCCGUCAAACUUAGACAGAUGUCAAAGAAAGUCGUGAAUCAACAAAUACAAACAAACAAACCUGUUGUCAAUUCGAAGACAUCAAAGAAUAAAAAUAAUAAAUGGUCCAUUAUGGGAAAGGCAACAGAUAGCAAUAUAAAGGCUAUUCCUAAAAAAGUAUCUCUUUUUGUUUCAAGGAUCAAUACACAAACAACAUCAUUGGAUUUCAUAAGCAUGGUGAAGCAGAAUUUUGAGGAGGCUGAAAACCACACGAAAGGAACAAACAUGACCAACAAUAAAACUAAAGAUGAUACACACACCUUCCAAGUUUUACAUUUGAAUAUUCAGGGACUGAGUCCCCAUAAGAGCACUGGCUGCCAUUGGGGGUUGCAGACACAUACUGCUCAAGUGGUUGGCACGUAGCUUGCAAUUUCUCAAGAACAAGAAAUAAACGUGGAGGUAC